Messenger RNA from Eurytemora carolleeae, 1873 nucleotides. RefSeq names its product PR domain zinc finger protein 5. Gene Ontology annotation, biological process: regulation of transcription by RNA polymerase II. The transcript is spliced from 11 exons. The record is from RefSeq and is a predicted model, not a curated record. The coding region runs from base 459 to 1859 and encodes 466 amino acids. Gene Ontology annotation, molecular function: DNA-binding transcription factor activity, RNA polymerase II-specific; RNA polymerase II transcription regulatory region sequence-specific DNA binding. Gene Ontology annotation, cellular component: nucleus. Lineage: Eukaryota; Metazoa; Arthropoda; Copepoda; Calanoida; Temoridae.
CACAUUGGAAAAAAGAUCAUAAAGACAAUCCUUCAUUUCUUCGUUGUGACAACUGUAAUGUUUCUUCAUUUAAUACAAAACAUUUACUAAGGUUGCAUAGAAAGGAUUGCCAGCUAGAGAAGGCAUCAAGUCUCAGAAGAAUUUCUCUUCUCAGACCAGAAGACAAACUUGAAUAUAACUCUGGUACUAAAAUCAAGCUUAAGCUGAAGGGUUGGAGUGUUCUAAGGAGUGAAAAGGAAAUAAUCAAAGAUCUUAACUGUAAAUGCUGUGAUACACUAUUUAAGUACGAGUAUGAACUUCUGGCGCACAAAAUACUGAAGAAAAAUGAAGGUCUUUACUGUAGUUUUCAAGCUUGUGCUUUUUCUGAAAACAAACAACUUAGUUCUCAGAGUGAUCUGCUGUCUCACUUGCUAAAACACACUGGUGAGAGUGUGCUGAAAUGCUCCUACUGUGAGAAAAUGUUCCCACGUGAGAACCUUCUCAAGAAACAUGAAUCCACACAUAAUAUUGCCUUGAUUCAGUUCGUCUGUCCUUUCCAGAAUUGUGGAUCUAAGUUCUGGAAUGUUAGUGAAUUCGACGAGCACAUGGUAGAACAUGAUCCAGAACACAACCACACCAAGUUCACUUGCUAUAUCUGUGAUAAGGAGUUCAACUCUAUGGAAUUGAAAGAGGAACAUCUCAACGGAAGCCAUCCUGAUGAGAUAGUUACCAGCUACUCCUGUUCCCAUUGCGGGGAUAUGCAACCAUCUUUGAUGGUGCACAAGAUGCAUGAGAAGUAUUGCCGGAAUAAGCGCGCUGCAGAGCACCGGCCAAGCUACAGCUGCACAUUUUGCGCUCAGAAGGUUUCUUCAAUUUCAGAAAAGAUGCAGCAUGAGCAAACUUGCAGAAAGAAUCUGAUGAGAGAAGGAAAUGAGGUGCCAGGUGAAGCUGUUGAGGAAACCCAAGUCGAGAUAUUUAAUGCUCAACAAGACGAUCUUAAUAGGUAUUUUUAUGACAUCUGUCAGCGUUGUAAGAAGAUAUUCGUCAACUUUAAAGACUAUGUUGAUCAUCUGCGUCGCGAGCACAAUGAGAAUGAAAAUGAAGAGAUAGCUUGUAAUAUUUGUGGUAAAUCCGUCCUACUCACCCAGCUGGAAAACCACUUGGCGCUCGACCACUCCCCCGGCUCCCUCUUCAUCUGUGAACCAUGUAGCUUGAGCUACGAGCUGCUGGAGGAGCUGGAGAAGCAUAACUUUGAUUACCACCAGCCCCUGGUAGGUUUCAGUUGGAUCCCAGCUAGCAGCAGGUUCUCCUGUAACUUCUGCACCAAGAUGUUUAAAACCAAGGGCGGAGCCUUAAAACAUGUAAACAGCGUUCACCAAGCUCAGCUCAGAAACCAAUUUCAGUUAAACCUGGGAAAGGAGCAAUCUAUGGAGGAAGAGAUGAUCCUACUUGAACAACAAGUAGACGGAGCAGAAGAAGGAGAAAGUGGGGAAACUGAGAAUCAAGCUAAACAGUUUGUGAAUCCGCCAAUAGUAGUCAGAAUUCUUGACGAGCGUGUUCUUACAAUGAGUGAAGGUGGGGAAAUUAUGAACGAUAGCAGCGAGCUUUUGGGAGAAAGAGUUCAUCUUAUGGAUGAAAGUGGAAAUAUAACAGUAAAGAAUAAACAUAUCAUGAUUCGAAAUGUGGAAAUAGAGGAUGAGACCGAUCAGUGUAACAGGUUGGAAGAGAAUGAACAACCAGGGAAUGAUACUGAACUUAUUGAUGAAAAUGUCCAUAUAAUGGAUGACACUGAGCAGCUUGAGGCAGGGGAUAUAGAAAUGGAGUUGGAAAGUAUAAACUCGGAUGAGGAGUUUACUUCUCACGUUGUCAUUCAGGGAUAACUUUAAUUAGCAUA